Molecule: messenger RNA, 7611 nt
Organism: Pelobates cultripes (western spadefoot toad)
Lineage: Eukaryota; Metazoa; Chordata; Amphibia; Anura; Pelobatidae
Source: the annotation of a GenBank genome assembly
UUAAAGAACUAGCAGCAAUACACAUUACUCACGCCUGGACUUUGGAAAGCCCUUUCAGUGCCAGGAGAGAGCUAUACACAGCGUCUCAAGCAAAACACUUCGCCCAGCCGUAAACUCCUUGUGUGCUGGAGGGCCAGGCCAUUGCUUUUGCAUUGAGACGGUUAACAACACAAUGACUGUCCCUCACAUGGUGUGUCUGAGAUAACUUCCAGGAGUGACAGAUGACAUCACUGGAGGUGUGACUGGCUGGUGCUGGGCUAUGAAAGGCUCUUGUGGAAAGCUGGAGGGCUCCUAUAAUGAGCAGUACAGAGCUGUGCAGCUCUCCUGCAAGCUGAGAUCUAUGCUGGCAGAGGGGAUUGCUCACUCAGGAGCAUCCUCCACUGUCCCAUAGCUAAGUUCCCCUUGCAUUGGGGGGGUAGGCUGUGCAUUGUGGACGGUUACACAAAGCCUCAGGGAAUGAGAGAGAUGAGCUGAAAGAGACAUUUCUGCACUUCAAAGAAAUGCACGCAGACAGGGCUUGCUCUGCUGGCUGUGGCUUCAGACCUGGAGCUCAGUUUAAAAAGGCAUCUGUGACCAGAUCGAAGAAGUCAGAAGCCCAGCUCAGCCUGAAUAAGGAAGCAGUCUGUUCUCAAUGAGCUGAGUGGAUUUGCUGGUGAGUUCCUUGCCAUUCAUUAACGUAUAAGGAAUGUCUUGUAGAAUGUUCAACAAUCCAUGAAUUGUAUACAGCGAGAGCAUGUUUGUUUUCUACGUAAUGAGUGAAAAACUAAAUCGCAAAUAGGGUCAGAAAUUAAAAAAAUAAAUCGUAAUUAGGGUUUUUCUUUUUCUCCAGUUAGUUAUAUUGAUCUGUCAUUUUUCUUUUCUUUUUUUAUUCUCUUUUUUUUUCAGUUUAACGCAGGUCACUAAUCUCUGAAACUGUCAGGCAAACAGGUUAUAAAUAUUUAUGAAGAGAAAAAUAAAUCUAUAAUGAUUUUACAUUCCUCGUUCUCCUCUUAAGACUUAUCUUUUAAACCUUCAGGCAUUGGACAAGGACACGGGACAGGAACCAGUCUGCAAACUGAUUCCUGUUGUACUGCUGAAGGAGGGACAGAGUAUACAACAUUUGUGGACGGGCACUUCGGCAAUGAAUCCAGGGUCUGUGUGCUGUCAGGACCCAUGCAGUUAUCCUGCCCUGCUUGUCAGAUAUUCUACGCAGUAAAAAUCUGAUGUGAGGAAGCAUGAGAGGGGAAAGUUUACUGUCCUUGGAAAGAUUAGCUGGGUGUAGACUUUGCAGGAGGAGUCGCUGGAGGGUACUAAGGUCUCGAUGGCUUGCGGCCAGCUUGACUUGCACUAUUUUGGUAAUAUAUAUGUGCUCCCAGGACCUGUUGCUCAGCUCCAUGCGUUUCCCUUUAUUAUGGGAGAGCUCAAAUCCACCCAGACAAGUCACUGUCCUUAUCUGGUAUGAACCCUUUGGGAAAAGACGUAGACUGGGCAAUUGUCACAUCUUGUUUAAUAUCUCUGGAUGCCACCUGACCACCAACAGGAGCCUCUAUCAAGAGGCAGAUGCCAUCCUUUUCCACCAUAGGGACAUCAUAGACUAUACCGACUUUCCACUGAUGGGAAGACCAACCUUUCAAAAAUGGAUAUGGAUGAACUUCGAAUCCCCAUCCCAUUCUCCGUGGCUGUAUACCUUAGGAGGUGUAUUCAACUGGACCAUGUCAUACAGAGUGGAUUCAGAUAUUUUCGUGCCUUACGGUUAUUUAUUCUCCAGGAAACGUGCCAAAAUUUUCCUACCACGCAAAAGAAAGCUGGUUGCGUGGGUCAUAAGCAACUGGAAUGAGGACCAUGAAAGAGUCCAGUAUUAUAACCAACUGAGGGAAUAUAUCGACAUUGACAUAUACGGGAGAUAUGGGAUGGAGUUAAGAGAGGAUAAUAUUGUGAAGACAGUCUCAGAAUAUAAAUUUUACCUCGCCUUUGAGAAUUCUCUCCAUACGGAUUAUAUUACCGAGAAACUCUGGAGAAAUGCCUUCAAAUCGAGUGCUGUCCCCAUUGUCAUGGGUCCCAGCAGAUACAACUACGAGAUGUUCAUACCUCGUAAUUCCUUCAUCCAUGUGGAUGAUUUUUCGAGCCCAAGGAAGCUGGCCAUGUUCUUGAAGUAUCUCGACAAAAAUACACAUCUCUACAGAAGAUAUUUCACUUGGAAGAAACGUUAUGAUGUCCAUGUGACUUCUUUUUGGGACGAGCAUUACUGCACAGCUUGCGAAACUGUGAAAACAACUGGAAAUCAGCAUCGGACAGUUUCAGAUCUUGCAGGCUGGUUUGAGAGCUGAUAAAAUCUAUCUCUGAACGAUUAACUGCUGUUCCAGACUUAAGGAGCCUAUCAGAUCCUACAGGCAGCUUUGAGAGGUGAUGAAGCCGAACGUAAAGUGAUUAAUAUAAAACAAAUAAAUAAAUAAAACCACAUGAUAUCAGAUUGAAUCAAACUUCCCUUGUCGGGUUUGUAGUGUUUACAUUAAUCUUGUAAAUUAUUUCACAAAACGUACUGGCUCAUUUUCAAUUAUGAACUUCAAACAUGUCACCAUUAUUAGUCGUAAUGGUAAUAUUUUAAAUAAUAACCAGGCAAAUUCUUGUUGCAAAAGAGAUGUUAAAUGUGAACGGAAGAUUGGUAAUCUGUUCUGAUAUUGGGCAAUCAGCAUGUGGUGCAUACUAUUAAAUGGCAUUAGACUGGAGAUUUGCAUAAAUUAUUUCCAACGUAAUUCAAAAUACAGGAUCGAUCUGCUGAAAUCUGGGCUUGUUUAUUUCUUAAAGCUCUCUGUUCCAGUAGGGUGACAGUGUAACAAUGCAUUGAUCAUCAACCUGGCCUUUCUCUAACAAAGGGUUGGACUGAGGUGAGGGUGAUGGGAGUUGUGCUGAGGGAAACGUUAGAGAACCAGGGCUUGCAAGCUGUGCUGAAUUGAGUUCUGCAUUAUUUUAUUUGAGUGGCAGAUUUGUGAUACAUACACCAAUAAACCAUGGUUAAGAACUAGCUUUAGAUACUGUGGGGUUUAUACGCUAAACAGUUAAUUGUGGUGACAUGAUACCCAAACUGUUAUUCAAGCCAAUAAUACUCAAACAUUUUCCAAUUCAUGUCCUUUUAAAAACUUGAAUAUUUUCACCUUAGUUUUGGCAAUUUGGUUUUUAAUUCAGUAACUUUUCACAGAUGGAUAUAUAAUCCUUACAGGAAAAGUGCUGCCCUGUAUAUAGAAUUCAUGUGCUGCAGACUGAAAUGAUUUCUAUAAUCAUAGUGACAUUUUAGUUAGUUUCCCUCCUGCAGCAUUGGAAUUCUACAAACAUCAGGACAGUUAUUUUCAGAUGCUUUCCAUCAGAAUGUAGAAGUGAUGUGGGUCCAGAAAUCCUUGCUGAUAUCACACUCCUGCAUACACAACUACUGCAGAAAUAGCUCGCUGCUACCCUUUCAGUUCUAGAACUACAACUCUCAUUUCUGACAGCCUAGGCAACUACAGUUCUGACAACUUGCUUGGUAUACAGCUGACUUUAUCUAUCUAUAGCUGCAUCAUGCUGUAUACCACCUAUUGCUAUAGCUGUAUCUUAGAUAUCUACGUUUGAAAGCUCCACCUUGUUUAGUGGACACAUAUUGAAAGGCAGCACAUGAAAAUUAAUUGUUAUUCGUGUUAUGUAAUUGUAACCCCUUUUUUACCCUGCUCCACCACCACAAAUACAUAAGAAAGAUGGUUGUUUUUUUAAGUUUUAUUUUCAACAACAAAAUUACAAUACUUAAAGGGACACUCUAGUCACUAGGACAGCUACAGCUUAAUAUAGUGGUUAUGGUGUUUAUAUUCAGAGAAAAGGCAGUGCUUUUCACAGUCACUCAGACUGUCACUAGAGGUGCUUCCUGGAUCAGUGCUGUAUAGUGUGCAGCACCUAUGUUCAGUAUCUCCACACUCUGCAUGGAAGCGCUGAAAAUAUCCCGUAGAGAUGCAUUAUUUCAAUGCAUCUCUACGAGAAUGUGUUGUUUGGUGCAGCGCAGCAUUUUGCUGCGAAUGCGCAAUAUCCUCCCAAUGCUUUCCCAUAAGAAAGCAUUGGCUGAGCUAAGAUCAUCAAGCCUGAUGAUCUCAGCCAUGGAGGCAAGACCAGCCAUGGCGAGACUGGCGAGUCAUGGGAGAAAGGGUGAGUAAAAACACCUUUCCCAAGCUAUCAGAGGUGGGCCUGUGACCUAAACAGGCACACUCACUGACAGACAGACUGACGCACUCACAGACAAACACACACAUAUUUUCUCAUAUACUCAAAAAUUAUUAUUGUUAUAUUUUUUCAUUUUUAAGUCCACCCAGCCUGACUACCUUUGAAAGAUCUGGAGUGGAUCCUUUCCCUUGUGUCCAGUAGGCUACUCUCUAAUCUACCUGCAGUUGAUGCUCUGCUCCCUCACGCACCCUCUGUAGUGAUGCCGGGGCUGUAGUGACAUCAUAUCCCGACAUUACAAAACAGCGCGCGAGGGAGCAGGGCAAGAACUGCAUGAAGAUUACUGCUCCCUCACUGCCUCCUUGCUGCCCCAGCCGGUGUUCUGUCAGAUCACAGGCCACCUCUAAUGCUCUCUAGGGUUGCCGCCUCCAUGCUCCCUUGGCUGGCUGCCUCCGCUGAAAGGCUGACAAAUCCCAGUUGUCAGGACAAAAUUUCAAGUUGUGACGUGGUGCCUGGGAUUUGUCAAGCUUUGAUAUAUUUUAUUAAACUAAACAGGUAUUGUUAUGUAAGAAUUCAGCUGUUGCAAUUAUGCAGUUCCGUUCUAGCAGGUGGUGCACAGUCAUGAGACUUGUAAAACACUGAAACUGGCUAACUUGUAACACUAGAUCCCCGCCCAAAUGUAGGUGUUCUUCCCACCCAGGUAUCCCUUUGUUGGUAAGGUAGCUCAGAUCUCCAAAUGUCUUUUCAAUUAGUCGUUGGAAAGUGGCGCUCCAAAAAUGCGCUCCAGUUACACCUCGUGACAUACGGGUAAAUUGGAAAAACCACAUGGGCAAAUGAAUGCAGUCUUCUGCUAAUCCUAUUCCCUCAUAGGCACUUGAUAGUUUCCAGACCAUAGAACCAAGACACUAAACCACUUUCUCCUAGUUAAUUGUAAAAUGGAUGGGAUAUUAGUUACUUGGAACUCUGUGUCCAGCAAUGCUGAGGCGGGUGUCCCUUCAAUCAUAAGAUAUAUGAGAGACUUUGUGCCUAUCCUAAUAUCUGUAGGCAGUCCACCAUCACUUUUACUAGAUGGCUUUUUCUUCAGUUGCUUCUUUUUCCUCUUAAGUUUAAUGUCUGCAGGGCUCUGUUCAAUAGCUAAGACUUCUACGUUAGCAGAACCAGCCUUAAGAGGGCACUUACAUAAUAGAUGCCCCUUUUGUCCACAGUUGAAACACUUGAUGUCUCUUCGUCCCGGGCUGUGGAUUGAGCAUCCUCUUUUUCUUCCUUAAACUUGACUUUAUGUUCCAGGGGCCUUAGUGUCAAUCCCCUUCAGCUAGCUACGAAGGAGAAUUCCUUCUCAAUGGCUUUAGCCUCCUUUAUUAGAUCCAAAAAGCUGAGUGGACAUCUAGGGCACAACAGAGCAGUUAGGGACUCUCUUAUCCUGUGAUCGAGUCACUCUAAGUAAGGGGUGCCCAAACGGUAGAUCCUCAGAUGUUUUAAAACUACAGCUUCUAAGAUGCUUAGUCAUGCUUUAUCAUUCUUAAGGCAUGCAAAGCAUCAUGGGAGUUAUAGUUCUUCCCCAUAUAUGUUUAUUUCCGUAUGCAUCAAUUUCUCACCGAGAAAUUCUUUUCUUUUUAAAAAGUUUCCUUAAUAUCAGUUCUAAGCAGACCAAAAAGGCAGGUAGUUUCUUAUUUUCUUUCUGGAUGGUAUUAUCAUCUCCAGGGGCUUCGUUCAACACCUUGAUAAUAUCAGAGACUGCUGAAUCGGGGUACCGCAAGAGAUGUCUCACUAAUUCCUCUGUUGGAGCUUUCAAACCGUCAAUCAUUCAUUGACGUUUAACAUCCUCAACACAGGUCCACUCUUCCGACAACUGGACUGCAUUACUUUUCCAGGUAGACAAAUCAUCCUUGCCUGAUGGCACAGGCAUGACACCAGAACAGUUUUUAAAUUCCUGUAGUGCUAGACUGAUCACAAGGCCGGAAUAACACUUUUAGACAGCUGAGCCAGUACUUUAGUUAAGGAAAGAAUUGUUUCACUCUGCACACAGCACUACGAAUAUAGCGUGGCAUAUUCUCUGCACACAGCACUACGAAUAAAGCAUGGCAUAUUGUUUGCAUACAGCAUCAUGCUAUAUUAUCUGCACACAGCACCGUGCUAUAUUCUCUGCACACAGCGCCGUGCUAUAUUCUCUGAACACAGCACUAUUAUCAGACACAAUAACUGCACCGCAUGACAUAUUCAAAUACCCCAGACAGGAAAUCAAGUAAUCAAUCUGGAAUGCUGCAGCCUAUGACUUAGACUUACAGCAGGGCACCACUUUUCAUGAUUUACCCACCAGCACUAAGAAAUGAUGUAUGUCCAAGAAAAGUCCAUGGAUAUGACAAUACUUUAUAUAAAGCGGUGGCACUGGCCAUGCAAGUCAAUGCUUUGAGAAAAGGAUUGAGCUCUGCUUGUGGGAUAUUAAGAGUUUAUUAAGUUGCCUGCCACAAAUAAAGCAGUCGUAAUAUAUUUAAAUAUAUUUAAAUUAUUGUUGAAAUUCACCGAUAUUGAGUUGGCUUUUAACUCUAAUUGUAAUUUAAAUUAAAAAAUUUUUUUUUUUGCAAAUCAGUGAAAAGGCAGUUUUUCCGAAUCAGUAAUCAGCAAGGUGUGUUGGCUAUUGUGAAAUGCAUGUUUACAUGAGAUAUGACUGGAGAAUUCAUAUGUGUGCACAUUCUAUAUCAACAUGCUGCUGAUAGCAGGCAGGGAGAGGCUGAAGAAAUAAAUGCCAAUCUUGAGCAACUAUAUUGGAAUAAAGGUGAGAUACCCACAUGUUUUCUUGGACACAUCAAGUUAUUCCCUGUAGUAUGUAGCAUUCGUGUGUUCCAGCAGCGAAAUCAGUGAUCUCAUUGCCUUAAUACAGCAUACAACUGCUACAUUUCACAGGGUGGCACUUUUCAUGUGCCGACUAUCACCAUGUAGAAAUUAAAUAUGUCCACAUAAUCUGGCAAACCGCAGAGUCGAAAAUGGACAUAUCUGAGUGCUUCUAAUGCUUUGCCAGUUUUCAGACUACAAAGCAGCCAGUGUGAUUAGUAAAGGGUUUUCUUAAAAGUGCGGCUUAAAUAGUCGGAGACAUGGUUCCAAUCUAAAGUCCUGCCUAACAGUGUCAUUUAGCAGGUUGAUGUCACGUGACCUGUCACAUGACUUUGAAUGACUCCAAAAAAGAAACAAGGAUAUUUGUUAAUAGCCGAAUAGGAAAAAAUAUGAUCAGGUUUAAAAUUAGAAAUUCACCAAGAAAACGUUCACAUAAACAAGCAUAUUACAAUAGUGACCUGUUGAAAUGACUUUGUGCUUGGGUCAUGGGGUGUUAAGGAUGUUAUAGAUAUAAGAUGUGAAUCUGUAGCUGUUUUAUAAUAUAAAUCCCCAUUUUGUGUCUAUUGAGUUAUACAUUUGCUUAUGCUUGUACUGGCAGAAAUAGAGAUUCAGCGGUACGGACACAAU